AUGAUGGGAGCAGGCACCGAGCAGAAAGCCGAGGGCACCAACCAGAUACACCUGCAGGUGGAAUGUCUCAGGUCUAUGGUGCAAGAGAUAGAGAAGGAGCUGAAGGAGCUGAGGGAGAAGCAGGAUGGGGCCAAAGUCCAACUGGAGCAGUCGGUGACCGGUGUGGCCAACCACCUGCAGGAGCAGCUGGACAAGCUGAGGUCCGUCAUGGAGAACAUGAUGGCCUCGUCUUCGGCCUUGCUGUCCAUGAGCGUGCCGGCCAGCCCGGAGCCGCGGCGGGAGGCGGCGCAGGCCGCGUGCCCGGCCUGCAGCCUGGACGUCAGCGAGCAGGUCCGGCAGCUCUUCCAGCGCUACGAGCAGCUCCAGCACCUCGUUUCCUCCUUCCUGGAGCGACAGGCAGACAUCAAGGCAGCCAGGCAUGUUCCAGCGAGGAGCCAGGACGAGGAAGCUCUGAGGCACAUCCAGGCCACCAUCCUGCAGGUGCAGGAGGACUGCGAGAAGCUGAACUCCGUCACGGGGGAUCUCGUGGACGACCGUCGCCAGAAACAGAAAGAUAUCGAGGCUCUCUUCCUGUCCCUGGAGAAACUGGAAAAGGAGAAAGCAGACAGGGAGGAUCUGGUGACAGAAAUGGAUGUGGUAAGACAGCAGAAGGACAAGCCAAGGUGGUCAUAG
Messenger RNA from Tinamus guttatus (white-throated tinamou), 672 nucleotides. Lineage: Eukaryota; Metazoa; Chordata; Aves; Tinamiformes; Tinamidae. The record is from RefSeq and is a predicted model, not a curated record.